Messenger RNA from Alternaria arbusti, 1650 nucleotides. RefSeq lists its product as uncharacterized. Lineage: Eukaryota; Fungi; Ascomycota; Dothideomycetes; Pleosporales; Pleosporaceae. The coding region runs from base 1 to 1650 and encodes 549 amino acids. The record is from RefSeq and is a predicted model, not a curated record. The transcript is spliced from 2 exons. Gene Ontology annotation, molecular function: protein binding.
AUGCAAUGCUAUACGCGCGAAAGUUUCAUGGAGGAGUACACCCUCCCCGUCAAACCGGCGCAAGAUUUUGAACGUGCUGGCAUCCCCGCUCAAUAUGCCUCUGGUCACCCAAAGAACUGGUCGCAAACGCGCGAUGUUAUCGACUUCAGCGCCGAUCUGCCACAACCAUCCGAGACUACAUACCGAAGUUACGAUACUGCUGUGAGCUCUGACAAGAAGUUGCUGGCCAUCAGCAGUAGCGCGGGGCGUAUCUUGGUAUACAACAUUCAGACCCGACAGCUGUGCGAGGUCCUCGAAGGCGGUGGGUCGGUGGCGUUUCGGCCUUCAGUUGCCAAUGGGGAAAGCCAUUCAGAGAUCGAGCAAACCUCCGGUGUAGGGACUUCGAGACCUGGCUACACCCUGGUGAGCUCCGUCGCCGAUGAGACUCAGCGUAGCGAACGUACAACCGGCCAGCUUAUCCUUUGGGACCUGGACCAGAACGGACGCACACUGGACAAAGAAGAGCCGAUCGAUCCCUCCAUUUGGGCUACGAAAGCUAUCGACGCAAUCGCCCCCGAACUUGCAGCAAACCACGAAUGGACCAGGGAGUUCAUCGAUGCGUCCUCGCUCCAUACAGAGUUCUUGAAAGCGCUCAGUCAUGUAGCCGCCGACCAUAGCAGGCGCCACAAUACCAUCAUUGACAACGCGGAACUGGGCAACUUUGGGUCUAAAUACUUCAGCAAGGACGGCAGACUGAUGCUGUACCAUUCGAAUGCCCGAACAACCCAACACGGCAUGCGCGCAGCAGAAGAUUUGCCGCUUGUCGUUAUCUAUGACGUGGAAGCAGGUAAAGAGAUGCACCGCCUUACUGGACACACGGAUGCCAUCAUGUGGUCGGCUAUGAGCCCGAACAUGGAGUGUGUUGCUACGGUGUCUUGGGAUGGCUCGCUACGCAUGUAUUCCGUCUCGACUGGGGCUCUUAUUUGGGCUACAGACAAAUCAGGUGGGCAGAGUUGGGCCGGCGCAUUCUCGCCAGACUCAAAGCUCAUCGUCUGGAGCACUAACAGUGGCUCAGUGGUGCAGGCUCACGAUGUCUCAGACGGUCGAAAGGUAGCAGUCAUGCCAGAGACAUUUUCUCGCUGGUGCCGAUACUUUGACUGGCAUCCAACGCGGUCAGAGAUUGCGCUUUGCGCUGGUAAAGAAGCAUACGUCUGGAACCCCUUGGAUGGCCCCAAUGGCAAGGUACUUCAGCAUUUCAAGAUCGAGGGCGAAGAACGACUGAGUAUGGCUGAGAUCGACGCUGUUCUAUGGAUGAACGAAGGUCGAUUACUGGGUAUCGAGUCGAGCGAAGGGUCGAACCUGAUCUACGACACGGAAAGCAAUGCGAAAGAGCUGUUCUAUCGACCUGCUGGCACGGUGGCUGGCUAUGUCACGGGCAGUCUAUGCGGCAUGUUUCGAGAUAAGGAAGAACAGGAUGUAUACCUCAGUGUCGACGGCGAUGGAACCGCGCGGUUCUGGCGAACAAGUGUCCCAGCUCUCCCAUCGUGGUGGGACAAAGACCCGAUCCCAGUUGUUACAAAGAAAGCAUUCCCUGAGACGGGAAAGUAUGUCAAAAUCACGAAGGCAUCGGGCAAAGCAGCUUUACCGCACGAAGCCGCUAAAGAGAGUUAG